Molecule: messenger RNA, 5751 nt
Organism: Linum trigynum
Lineage: Eukaryota; Viridiplantae; Streptophyta; Magnoliopsida; Malpighiales; Linaceae
Source: the annotation of a GenBank genome assembly
CAUGUGAAAAUUUUCUGAAUCCGCCACUGCAGAUUUGCUUUUUUUUAACCAUAAAGUGAGCAUUCGAUGUCCAAAUUCAUAUAUGCUUGAGCCCACAUGCUGUAAUCUCCUUGUCCUCUCGAUCCAUUAGGUUUGUUGCUGAUCCAUAUUCAUCUUAAGAGCAUUAUCACCUUAAAAGCACAAAACAACAUCAAAAGGCGUCAAAUAGUACAAAAACACACUCAAAGUUUACAUAAACACAUUAUUCAAAUAAUUAUGAAUUUAAUAUGAAAUAUAACCAAAACCACUACAAAUACAUUUAUAGAAGGGGAAACUGUAUCAAAUAUGAGAGUGAAACACUAUAGAUUGAGUCCAAUUAGUCAUCACAUGUAUUUAAAUUCUAUUGAAGGCAAAAAAAAGUCCACUCUUUGAAUGGAAAAAAUUGAAAAUUAAAAUAAAUAAAAAUGGGAUUUUUUCAUCUCUCACUUCCUUCAUCUUAAUUCUUCACGAUGGAGGGGAGAUAUAUGACGAAACUUGUUUGCUAAUGGGAUUUGGAUGUUGUAUUUGGUCUCUAAAUACCAAUCAUCAUGUUUUUGGUUAAAACCAUUGUUUGUUAAGGCAUGCAAAUCCGUGGGGCCCACGGUUUCGGAUAAUUUUUUUAGCUCCAAAUCCAUAGACCCCAUGUAUUUGCAAAUACCAUAUUAUAUUUCGUUUGGUAUUUGGUUAUGGAAGACAAAUUUUUUAGACCCAAAUACCAAAUCAACUAAAUCCAUGAUAAAAAAAAUCUAACUAAACAAACAAUGUUAUUUUUCAAAUACAAAAUGCAAUAAAUCCAUCCUAAAACCAAAGGUUUUCAAAACUCAAAACCUUCAUUUUCAAAUCCAACAAGCAAACCAGCCCGUAACACAAUUCAUUGAUCUCUAUGAUCAUUUGAUUUCUCAUAUUAUUAAAAUGAUGUAUUGAUUUCUCCCAUAUGUAAAUUAGCUGUUUAACCCUGUUCUCUUAAUUGCUACUUAAACAAACAACAUUUUUGUCAUUAAUUAAAUAAAACCAUAUAGGGAUGGCAAUGGGUCGGGUUGGGCGCGGAUAGUGCGUAUCCGUUACCCUACCCAAAGUAGUUCGGGUUUUACCCAUACCCAUACCCACAUAAGAAAUGGGUAGAAAAUCAAAACCAUGCCCAUACCCGUUCGGGUUUCGGGUAUCCACGGUUAUCCAUGGGUACUAAUUUCUCUUUAUAACUCCAACUAAUAUGUUAACAUUCACACGUAUUCUCACAUUACAUAAGAGGAAAAGUACGACCAUAAUUAACUAGAAUGAAGAAAAUUAAUCAAAACGACACAAUUACAUGAAAAUAUUAUAUUUAUAUGCUAAAUAUAAAAUAUAUUAGAAAAAAUAAUGAUUAUUUAUAUACAAAAUACAUAUGCAUGUGUAUAAUCAGGCGGGUUCGGAUUGGAUAGUGAGAAAUCCAUGUCCACCCAUUACCCGCAAUAUUCGGGUUCGGGUUUUACCCGUACCCACAAAAAUUUAUUCGGGUUCGGGUUUUACCCUACCCGAUUAGGUCAGAUUCGGGUGGAUAUCCAUGGUUACAGAUAUUUUUGCCAUCCCUAAAACCAUAUGAUGCAUAUAAAUAGAUAGGUAGAUAGAGCAUAUCAUGAUAAAUCGAUCAUCAACAUGAGCCCACAAAUAAGGCAAAGAAACAACGGACCUCUAUCAAAAGGGCUCAUGCAUUAUACUUCCAACAAUAUCCAUGGAUGACUUCCAUUGCCACAUGCAGAUGCAGCUUAGCUUGGCAGGCCGCAAUCUGUGACGAAGAGUGCGAUGAGAAGGCAACAUUGGCAAGCGUCGUCAUUGUGCUGCUUCGCUGGUAUAACAUAGUAAACAGCUGUUGCAUAAGGAAUGGAUGCACCCCUUUUCUCACUCUGUCUUUGAUGCAACAACUGUUUACUACGUUAUCUCACCGAUCCGAUCGAGGCAACUGUUGAUUCUCAUACUCUAUCAAUAAACUUUUGGCCUUUCUUCUAGCUUAUUCAUGUCUGAGAAACUCUUCUUCUUCUUCUUCAACUCGUCCUUUUAUAACUUGAGAAUCAUAUCAUCACUUGGAGAAGCAAGCACGUAACGUAAUUUGAUGGACUUGUUUCCCAUUUCAUUGAUCGAAGGACUUGAACGCAAUGUCAUCAUUGAUGCAACAAUUCAUUAAUUAUGUGGCAAUAUCAGCUGGUAGAGGGAAUGUGUUGCAAAAUUGAUUGACCACAUCCCCUCCUCGCCUCUCAAACCCCAAGCUUCAUUUUCCCUUUAUUUUGUUUGGAACCAAAAUAUAAAUCAACCACAAUGCCGAUCUUCAUGAUUUUGAGACGAUGGUUCACGUACGUCCGGGCGCAUAGAAGAAGUUCAGCGAUCGAGAUGUAGCUUGCCAGAGACAAGUCGUGGGACGCAACUGUCGAAGAGAAGAAGAAGUAGUAGUACACCAUCAAAGUUUCCUAGCUACAAAACUUAUGAUUCCCAAUUUUUUCCGUUGAUUUCUCAACUUCAAUAACUCUGUUGUUGCGGUUGGGAUCUGUGCAUUCUUAUAGGACUGUUACGUUUAUUCAAAUUGAUAUGGUAAUUGAUUUGAUUCAUGAAUUAUUAAUUAAUUAAAGUAUAAUUUUAUGGAUUUCAAAGCGGUUAAUACCACGUUUGGUCACUGGGUUUAUCAAAACGGGUCAUGUUUAGUCACUAGAAAAAAAUUAAUAUCAAUUUUGGUCACUCGAAUUAUUGAAACUAUCCACAUUUAGUCACUCUCUGUUAGUAUCCGUCCAACUCUGUUAAUGAAGUUCAUUAUGUGCUGACAUGGCUAACGGAAUCGCUUAGUUAGCACCGUUUAGGCCUAAAAAUGGUGAAACCCGACCCACAACGUCACAAAAGCGCCCAAUUCAUAUGCCUAACCCAACACAUGAACCCAACCCGACCCAUGAACCAAACCUGACCCCACUUAACCAAACAAAAGUGCAAAAUAAAUCGGUUAAGGGGCCAUUUUCAAACCCGAUACCUUUCUCCUCCCAUCGCGAACCUCUGUACCUUCCUCUACCAUUUUCGAUCGAAAUUAUUAGAGAGCAGGGAGAGGUGGAGCCAGCCACGCCACCCCCUUGACCCCCUUGUCCCAUAUCCUCCUUCGAAGUCGCUCCGUUCUUCUUCUUCUUCUUCUUCUUCUUCUUCUUCUUCUUCAUCGCGCGCCAACGUCAUCUUCCCCUAUCUCAACAUACAACGAAACCUAAAUCGAGGCAGAGUUUCUACUCUCUUCUUUCCGAAUGUAAAUGUAAGUGGUUUCUUUGCUUUUUAUGGUUAAAAGCUAUUCUGGAAAAGAGAAAGGGGAAAAUAAAAGCGACGAGGUUGCAUGUUUUCUUUUAGGGCUCUCUUUUGGCUUUAUUUUAUACUAAAAUUUGCACGCUCUUGUCAUUUCCCAACUCACCAUUCCACGAGAGUACCAUGGUGGGGCAUGUGAGGGCACCAAAUGCAGUUCAACCUCAUUACUGUAAGUUUCCCUCUGUUUUUGCUCAUCUUUAUGGCAGACUUCAGUGGUUGUAUCAUAAAGUUCGACAAGGAUAACACUUGGUUGUCGUUUUGGAAUAGAAAAUGCAGAUUUUUGUGGGGAUGACCAAGACCAACAACAAUUGUUUGACCUUCUUUCUUUUUAUACAAGUUGCUUUUAUGAGUUUUCACUCUAGUCUUUACGGUAGAGAGUAGUUUUGGGUUGUACCAUUUCAUAGUUGAACUUUAUUAGAGAUAAGGACAACAUUUGGUUGUCAAUUUGGAAGAAAAAAUGCAUCUUCUCGUGAGGAUGACCAAGCACUUUUGUUUAUUUUAUUAUAAGUUGUCUUUAUGGACACCAACCACUUACAUGCUGCUAUUUUCUCUUAUUAACAUGUGCUUGCAGUGGGGAGUUCACUUUUGAAGUGCGCGUGUCACACGAAUUGAUGAAGAAUCUGAGUGGCAAGCAUUUCCUCAACGAGAAGGAAACUAUAUUUUGGGACUACGCAGAUAUUGAUGAGCUAUCAGUGUUGGACUUACCUGCCAUAUACGAGGCAUGUGGUGGGAGGGUUAAGGAUCCGAUUUUUUUUUUGAAAGUCUCCUUGCAAUGCUUCAAUGUCAAAAAUUACUAAUGGCGAUCGAAGAAAUUCUAAGCAUGGAAAUUGUAGCUAAUGAAGAGCAAAGGGUCAUCAAAUUAUAUGCUAUCUCCAAUAGUGAUAUUGAAGAUUUCAUGCAAAAUGGUUGGAGAACGUGAGAGAGUGAAGUUCGAGAAUAAAGUCAAGCAAGGGUGAUGAGUUGAGUGUCAAGUGGAUAGUGGCUAUGACGAGGAAGAAGACAAUGAUAUGUACAUUUCGAAGAAGAAUAUUUUAGUGAUGGCGGCAAUGCUCAGUUUGAAGAACAUGUAAACCAAGAUGUGGAAUCUGACAUGGGCAGCUUUAAAGGUGGACAUGGACACCCUAAAAUAGUUGAGCAAGGGUCUUAUUCUGUGGACUCCGAUGAUCGUAUGAGUAUUGUAAGUUCAGACUCGGAUGAUGGGUACCAAUGUGAGGAGUUUCGGGUUGAUCGACACAUGGAGACACCUACGUUUGUUGCUUCCCAAAAAUUCAACAGCUUUGCAGUUCUGAAAGAAGCAAUAAAGCAACAUGCUUUCAUAGAGAAGAGGCAAAUUAAAUUCAAAAAGCAUGACAAGAUCCGUCCGCAAGCAGUGUGUGAAUCAUCGUACAAUUGUUACAUAUGGGCUUCGAAGAUGAGUCUAGAAGAUUCUGUCCAGAUUAAGAAAUGCAAGGUGGUGCAGACACCUGAUUGUAGAAAGACCUUCAAAUUCAAGUAUGCAACGAAAAAGUUUUUAGGGGCCAAACUAGUUAGGAAGAUGGCAGCUAAUAGGACAAUGAGUAAGGCCUUGGUAAAUACAUAGUCAAAGAAGAUUACAAAGAAGAUGUGAGGGACAAGAAGGAUUACAGAAUAAAGAAGGCAUCCUUCUAGUAGGUUCGUGACAGCUUGAAGGAGCAACACAUGUGCUUGUAUCAUUACUGAAAAGAAUUGAGAAGGAGAAACCCGAACUCUACGGUUAUCAUUGAGCAGAGAGAUAAGUGUUUUAACCAGAUAUACACGUGUUUCAAGGAAUCCAAGCAAGAGUUCAAGGUUGGAUGUAGACAAGUAUUGUGCAUCGAUGGUUGCUUCUUGAAGCAUAAUUUGGAGGGCAACUACUUUCAGCAGUGAGUGUGGAUGCUAAUGACCAGUAUUAUCCAGUUUCUUUUGCUCAUGUUGGAAUGGAGAACAAAUGAACAUUGGGAGUUGUUUCUUGAGCUGGUUGGUGGCGAUCUGAACAUAGAGGACAAUCCUAGAUGGUUAUUCAUGCCAGACAAACAUAAUGUAUGUCACAUUCAGUUUCCUUUUUUUGCAAUUGGUCAAGUGAUAAAGGCUGACAUUGUGUGUGCUUGAUGUGUUCAGGGUCUCAUGCCAACCCUUCACCAACUAUUCCCCAACUGUGAGAAGCGCCAUUGUGCAAGAUACUUGUGGACAAAUAUCAAGGGGCUCGUGGAGGUUCCCAAAUGCUCAAUGACCUGUUUUGAGCAGCAGUUAGAGCGGUUAGAGUGCAUGAGUUUCGACAUGUAAUGCAAUCAUUGGCUGAGUAUAGCAACCCUCCUAUGAUUGAUUGGUCGAAAAACCCUUCUUCCAUUGGACCAGGUCACAUUUUCUUACUCUCACCAAUUUCGACAUACAUACCAGCAAUAUUGUUGAGAAUUGGAAUAAUGUGAUAUUAGAGGA